AUGAAGGGUUGUAGGUUUACUUUUUGUAAGGAAGACAGAGGCAAGUUCAAGCUUAGCAAAAUUUACAGGGUGCUUGUUGGGAAUGAGGUGAUGGAUAAGUGGCCUAAUGCUACUCUUAGAGCCUUGCCCCGGGGCUUGUCUGAUCGUAACCCUCUCCUUUUGAAGAUCAAGAAUGUGAACUACGGUCCUAAACCUUUCCGUUUUUUCAAUUCUUGGCUUGACAAGGGUGAGUUGGAAGAGGUUGUACAUAAGGCUGUUGAGUCGUUCGUUUACAAUGGGCCUGCGGACUUGAAACUUAUACUGAAAUUGAAGCAUACCAAGAAACAUGUGAAACAAUGGCGAGAAGAGUCAAAAGUAAAAGACGAAGAAGAGAUGGCUAAAAGCAAGAAAGAAUUGGAGGAGAUUGAUUUAUUGUUAAAAGAAAGGGAAAUAAGUGAUGAGGAAUGUUGGAUUCGGACAAAGUGUUUGAAGAACAUUAUCAAAUUGGAAGAGGCUAAAGCAAAAGACUUGAAACAGAGAGUUAAGUGGGCGAUCGAUGGGGAUGAAAAUUCUCGCUUUUUUCAUGGCUUUAUAAAUAAAAGAAGAACGGUAAAUUGUAUUCAAUGGGUCCAGAUUAAUGGUAUUUGGGAGGACAGGCCGAAGUUUGUUAAGAAACAUAUACAUAACUACUUCAAGAACAAAUUUCAUGAGGAUUGGGCCAGUAGGCCCCAGUUGUCGAACUGGACUGGAGCUACUUUAAAUAGGGACGAGGCGGCUGGAUUCAUUUUGGAGUUUAGUCCGGGUGAAAUAAAGAGAGCCAUUUUCGAAUGUGGCAAUGACAAAGCUCUAGGGCUUGACGGAUCCAAUUCAAUUUUGGAUUUGUCAAGCAGUUUUGGUAUCUUCUGGAAAACGAUUUUGUUGAUUUAUUUAAUGAGUUUUAUGUUUCAGGUUAUUUCUAAAGUCCUCUCGAAUAGACUUAAGAAAGUAUUGGCAUCUGUUAUCUCUUCUAACCAAGCCUUCUUUUUGGGUGAGAGAAACAUCAUUGAUGGGCCUCUCAUUCUCAACGAGGUGCUGGCUUGGGCCAAGAAGAAGAACAAGAAACUGUUUGCUUUCAAAUUUGACUUUGAGAAGGCGUAUGACAACUUUAACUAG
Erigeron canadensis is the source of this 1131-nucleotide messenger RNA. RefSeq lists its product as uncharacterized. The record is from RefSeq and is a predicted model, not a curated record. The transcript has 2 exons. Lineage: Eukaryota; Viridiplantae; Streptophyta; Magnoliopsida; Asterales; Asteraceae. Bases 1 to 1131 code for a protein of 376 amino acids.